Molecule: messenger RNA, 3402 nt
Organism: Aphanomyces invadans
Lineage: Eukaryota; Oomycota; Saprolegniomycetes; Saprolegniales; Verrucalvaceae
Exons: 4
Coding region: 25-3402 (1125 amino acids)
Biological process (GO): endoplasmic reticulum to Golgi vesicle-mediated transport; intracellular protein transport; intra-Golgi vesicle-mediated transport
Cellular component (GO): COPI vesicle coat
Molecular function (GO): protein binding; structural molecule activity
Source: RefSeq, a predicted model, not a curated record
UCACGGCAGAUUUGCAAUCGAGAGAUGCCGCUGCGUUUGGACAUCAAGAAAAAGCUCUCGAGCCGGUCGGAGCGCGUGAAGAGCGUCGACCUGCAUCCGACGGAGCCGUGGGUGCUCUCGGGCCUGUACAACGGCACGGUGAUGGUGUGGGACUACGACAAGCAGCAACUCGUCAAGUCGUUCGAAGUGUCGACGCUGCCGGUACGCAAUGCGCGCUUCAUUGCGCGCAAACAGUGGAUUGUUGCGUCGUCAGAUGACCUACAACUGCGCGUGUUCAACUACAACACGAUGGACAAGGUGACCUCGUUCGAUGCGCACGCAGAUUACAUUCGAUACCUCGAAGUCCACCCCGUCCUUCCUGUGAUUCUAUCGUGCGCUGACGACAUGACGGUCAAGAUGUGGGACUGGGAGAAGAACUGGCUGUGCACGCAAGUCUUUGAAGGCCACGGACACUACGUCAUGAUGGCCAAAUUCAACCCCAAGGACACCAACACAUUCGCGACGGGCAGUUUGGACCGCACGAUUCGCGUGUGGGGCCUCGGUUCGUCGCACCCCCACUUCACCCUCGAAGGCCACGAGCGCGGCGUCAACUGCAUCGACUACUACCCAGGCGGGGACAAGCCGUACCUCAUCUCUGGCUCGGACGACAAGACUGUAAAGGUGUGGGACUACCAGACCAAGACCAUCGUGCACACGUUGGAUGGUCACACGCACAAUUUGGCGGACGUGUUGUACCAUCCCCGGCUGCCGCUGAUCAUCUCGGCGUGUGAAGAUGGCGCCGUGCGCAUGUGGCACUCGACCACGUACCGCGCCGAAACGACGCUCAACUACGGCAUGGAGCGCGCUUGGUGCUUGGCGGGUCUGGACUCAAGCAACGUGCUCGCGAUCGGGUACGACGAAGGCAGUGUCGUGUUGCGGCUUGGCCACGAUACGCCUGUGGUGAGCAUGGACACGACGGGCAAGCUGAUUUGGGCCAACAACAACGAAAUCCAGACGGCGUCAGUGAAAGGCGUGGUCGCAGAGUUGGGUCUGAAGGACGGCGAGCGCGUGCCACUUCCAGGGCGCGACCUCGGGUCGUGCGAGGUGUUUCCGCAGAAGCUCAAGCACAAUGCAAACGGUCGGUUCGUCGCAAUCUGUGGCGACGGCGAGUACAUUAUCUACACGUCGCAGCAGCUGCGCAACAAGAGCUUUGGGUCGGCGCUGGACUUUGUGUGGUCGCCGACGGGGACAGGCGACUACGUCGUGCGGGAGUCGUCGUCCAAAGUUGUGCUCUUCAAGAACUUUGUCCAAGUCAAAGCGCUCAAGCCGACGCAGUGCACCGCCGAGGGUCUGUUUGGCGGCGCGUUGAUCGGUAUCCGUGGCCCCGACUGCAUUGCGUUCUACGACUGGGACAACGAUAUGCGAUUCAUUCGCAAGAUCGACGCGACGGUGAAGAAUGUGUUUUGGAGCGAUGCCGGCGACUUGGUGGUGCUUUCGACGGACUCGUCCUACUACGUGCUCCGGUACAACCGGGAAGCGGUCGCGAUGUCCAACCUGAACGCCCCGGACGGCGUUGAAGGCGCCUUUGACCUCGUCCACGAGUUGUCGGAAAAGGUGAGCUCCGGUACGUGGGUCGGUGACUGCUUCUUGUACGUCAACUCGAGCGGCCGCCUCAACUACUACGUUGGCGGCGAGAUCAUGACGAUUACGCACUUGCCGUCCAAGAUGUACUUGUUGGGGUACUUGCCCAAGGAGAAUGUCGUGUUCCUCAUGGACAAGCAAAAGAACGUGACGAGCUUCACGGUGCACCUCGUCCUGCUCGAGUACCAAACGGCCGUCGUGCGCCACGACUUUGACACGGCGAACGCGAUCCUGCCCCGCAUUCCCCCCGAGCUCAUGGACAAUGUCGCGCGCUUCCUCGAGUCCCAAGGGUACAAGGAAGAAGCGCUCGUGUUGAGCACGGACCCCGAUCAAAAGUUUGACCUGGCGGUGCAACUCGCCAAGCUCGACGUGGCCAAGGACAUCAUGAUGGCGCGCGAGCACGACCAACACGCGUCCGCCACUGACACCCAGCACAAGUGGAAGCAGCUCGGCGAUCUCGCGCUCAACGACGGCAACUACGCGCUAGCUGAAGACUGUGCGUUGCGGUCGGACGACUUGAGUCUGCUUCUGCUCUUGUACACGUCGCGCGGGGACCGCGUGAAGCUGGCGUCGCUGGCCGAGCUGGCGACGACCAAGGGCCGACACAACAUUGCAUUUGUGAGCUUGUUCUUUUUGGGCCAACUGAAGGAGUGCGUCAAGUUGCUGGUCGAGUCGAAGCGGUUGCCAGAAGCAGCGUUCUUCGCCAGGUCGUACGAUCCCACGGCCAUCGACGUGGUACUUGGCGCGUGGCGCGAAGACUUGGCGCAAGUGAGCUCCCGCGCCGCCAAAGCGCUGGCGGAUCCCGCCAAGAACGUCGAGUUGUUUGAGAACUUUGACAAGUCGAUCCGAGCCGCGCAAGUCGUUGCUCAGCAACGCCAUGUCGUCUACCCGGCCGCAGAGUACACGGCGCGUGUGCCGCUCUUGGACGUGCAUGUGCUGGAUCGAGGGAGUGUCGCGGAGACGGACGUGCCAGAACGAUCGUUUGCCCAGGAACAUGGCAGUGGAGCUGCCGAGGCGAAGCAGCGACAAGAAGCGCAUGCUGCCGAGCUGCAAGCAGAGCGUGAAGCUGAGGUCAGAGCACAGGCCGAAGCAAGGGCCAAUGCCGAAGCCGUUGCUAGAGCUGAAGCUGAGGCCCGAGCCCAUGCUGAAGCCGUAGCUGAAGCUGAAGCGCAGGCUCGAGCUCAAGCCGAAGCUCACGCACGUGCACUUGCAGAUGCCCAAGCUCGGCAAGCUCGAGCUCUUGCCGAAGAGAAGGCUAAAGCCGAAGCAGAAGCCCGGGCACGAGAAGAAGCGCGUUUGCGUGCUGAAGCUGAGGAAGAAGCCAGACGCCAGGAGGAAGCACGCGCCAAAGCUGAAGCGGAGGCGGCCGCUCGUGCGAAAGCUGAAGCAGAGGCAGCUGCUCGUGCAGAAGCGGAAGCAGAGGCUGCUGCUCGUGCGAAAGCCGAAGCAGAGGCUGCUGCUCGUGCGAAAGCGGAAGCAGAGGCUGCUGCUCAGGCGGAGGCCCGUGCUGCCGAAGAUGCACGGUUGAAAGCUGCGGCAGCCAAGGCCGAGGAAGACGCGCGGUUGCGUGCUGAAGCUCAGGCGAAGGCCGACGCAGAGGCGCGCGCAUAUGCCGAAGCGCAAGAACAGGCGUGUUUGCAAGCUCAAGCUGAAGCUGCUCGUUUCGCUGCGCCUCCAUCGGUGGCUUCAGCAGCUGCUGCCGCAGACGUCCUGGAUUUUGGCCUCAAGUCGGACGAAGAGAUUGACUUUGACGACGACGACGCGGACUGGGGUGAAAUGUAG